AUGCCGUCGCUCAGGCAGCAAACAAUGACUGACGUGGAGGCUACCCUCAGCAUAUUCAAGGACAUCGGGAGGGCGACUGCCACGACUGAAGUUGUCGCAAGCCAACCCGUGCGCGCUGCUGUGAAAGAUCUACCGCCCAUACAUUACUGGAACUGGGAGCGCUUUCUCGACACUGUUCUCAGAGGGGCCCGCAGCUUCGACCAGAACUCGCUGGUAAUGGUGGAAAACAUGCGCUACGUGCGGGAAGUGGCUGUGCUUAUUGGCCAGUAUGAACCGCGACACGUGCUCAACUUCAUGGCGCUGUGCGUGGCUGACGAACUGAGCGUGUUCUUUCCGGAGCGCCACGCGCGGUCGAGUAACGCUGCGCGGUUGCCGUACCGUGACCGAAGCCUUCCGACAAGGCCCCAGCUGUGCCUGCGGUUCGCCGAGCGUACGUGUCCGAUAGGCGUGGAGGCACUGCUACUGCAGGCCAUCGCCGGAACCAACGUUCGUGAGGACCUCGUCAGGGAGUUCUCCUGGUGGAUACCGCAAUUCCGGGACACCCUGGCAUCGUACGCCAAGCGGCUCUCCUGGCUGGGGUCCAAGGCGGCCUCGGAACUGGAGAGCGUCAUUAACGGCCUGAAAGUUGAGAUAAUGUUCUCCGACGCAAUUCUUGGAAUCGAUGAGGACCUGACCCAAGUGGAAUGUGGAUAUGACAGGAAUCUCUACAGGCACCACCCUAUGCGGCAGUACUCGGAGGCCUACAAAGCGCGACUGGACAAGUACUAUCUCAGCGGCAACUCGACCCCUUUCUUUCGAAAGUAUCCUCCUGCCAGCAGCUUUGAAUACAGCAUUGUCUACGACGAAUAUUCAAACGUUAUCUUCAUUCCGCUCAGUUACUUCGGACUCGCCUUUCAAGCCACUCCACUGUUAAGAAAGUUUUAUGUGGUGAAGAUAUUACCCGACCUUGUUCGGACCACCACGAGGAUUCUGGCUAAUGCGCAGGAUCCUAAUAAGACGGCUAUGUUCAAUGCAAGACGACACUGCGCCUUGGGUGCAUACAUAGCGCAUCCAAUCCCUAUUCUUCUCGAGAGAAUGGAAGGAAUCAAUCACUGGAUGUACGAAGACAUUAUGGCCGACCAUCUGGCACUGGCCCCUUACAUGCAGCUUUUCCUUAACCUGAGCCAAAGCGCAGCCGCCGAUCCCCACCUUGUCAUGCGUGGAUUCGCCCCUUACGUUGCCGAGCACGUGGCAUUCUUCUUCUACGCUGAGUCAUCCUGCGAGCCAUACACCAACCACUGCCGGAAAGCCAAGAAGCUCAGCCCUUCCUUCACAAACCAGGGUGAAUGGAGCCCUCUCCCAAUAUGCACCGUUCACCGUCAGCUUCUUCUGUCCAUACGGUUCUGCUAUGGCCAAAGACCCAUGCGAGCUGUACCGUCGGUACACAAAAGCAACUGACUUAUAAAGUGGC
Messenger RNA from Dermacentor silvarum, 1450 nucleotides. RefSeq lists its product as uncharacterized. The coding region runs from base 1 to 1437 and encodes 478 amino acids. Lineage: Eukaryota; Metazoa; Arthropoda; Arachnida; Ixodida; Ixodidae. The transcript has 15 exons. The record is from RefSeq and is a predicted model, not a curated record. Gene Ontology annotation, molecular function: metallopeptidase activity.